This is a messenger RNA of Papilio machaon (common yellow swallowtail), 3841 nucleotides long. RefSeq names its product disintegrin and metalloproteinase domain-containing protein 10 (gene kuz). Bases 470 to 3133 code for a protein of 887 amino acids. Gene Ontology annotation, biological process: membrane protein ectodomain proteolysis; Notch signaling pathway. The transcript is spliced from 17 exons. NCBI's taxonomy places the organism in Eukaryota, Metazoa, Arthropoda, Insecta, Lepidoptera, Papilionidae. Gene Ontology annotation, cellular component: plasma membrane. Gene Ontology annotation, molecular function: metalloendopeptidase activity. The record is from RefSeq and is a predicted model, not a curated record.
AUGUAUCGAGAGUGAGUCUUUGAAUGAUAAAAAUCAUUCCGCGACAUGUCAGUCAGGAAAGCAACGAUUAUAAAUUUCCGAAUUCACUUCGACAUUAUUUUAUAGUUAAGUUAAUAGUGUAUUUUUGACAAAAACAUGGAACAGUAACACAGUGUUAAACAAUUUUAAUUUGUUGUUAUAGUUACAUUUUAUGUUAGCAAAUUCAUCGCGGGUGUUAUCAAUCAUCGUUUUUGUUGUUAUUUAUCAUUUCGUUCAACGUUUAUGAGUCGAAGGCUUUUUGAGGUCUUUUUGUUUAAAUUAGUUUCAAAUGUGAUCAGUGAAUAUUAGGAAUUGUUGUAAUGUAAAUAAAAAAAAUUGUUUGUACGCGCAUGCGUUUUUGUCUAAAACAGACAAAGGUUUUGUGUGAUUUAAAAAUCAGCUGUGUGUGCAAUGACUUAGUGAUACAAAAAGAGUGUGUUUGUAAGCAACAAUGAUUAGUGAAAUUGGAUAUGUAGUGUUUUUGCUGUUAGCUCUUCCUUACAUUGAAAGUGCGUCACGACGCCUGAGCGACUACGUGGAGCACUACGAGCCGCUGCAGUACGACUCGCGUGCGGUACACGCUCAGCACGCGCGCACACGCCGCUCGCUCGACGCGCCGGAUCUGCGCAUCGCCUUCCACGCACACAACCGCCGCUUCAAUCUCCGACUUAGGAGAGACCUCUCCGCCUUUAGUAAGGAUUUUAAGGUUGAAGGUUCCAAUGGCGAAAUCCACGAUGUGGACACGUCACAUAUAUACCGCGGCGACUUGGUCGACGACCCACACUCUACGGUGUUCGGUUCGGUGACAGAAGGUGUGUUCGAGGGGAAGAUGAUCACAAGCGACGGCACGUAUUACGUAGAGCACGCCCGCCGAUACUUCCCUCCCAACGGGACUCGAACCCGGGUCCACUCAGUUAUCUACAAAGAUAGUGACGUCAGUGAUCCCUACUCCCACAGACGACAUGGUCACGUGGGCGGUUGCGGUAUCACGGACGAAGUGGUGCAGUGGAUGGACCGCAUACAGAAUUCAGGGGUCGAUGACGAUCCACCGACAUCGCCCGCGCCCUCGCAGCCACAACCGUCGCACACACCACCACAUCCCAACAGUCUACGAGACGAUCCGCCUAGAUAUUGGGAGCAUCAUAACAAAUAUUCGAGAGCGGCGAACACAGGCGAGCACACACGUAAGCGGCGAGCUGCGAACGAUAACAGAAACACGUGUUCGCUCUUCAUAGAGACAGAUCCGCUCAUCUGGCGGCACGUCAGGGAAGGAUUCCCCGAUCAUCGAGAUAGAAGUAAAAAGAGUGAAGUGGAUAUGAAGACACGGGAAGAGAUCCUGUCGCUGAUAUCACAUCACGUGGAGGCCGUCAACUACAUAUACAGAGAUACGAAGUUUGACGGCCGCUUGCAGCAUAGGAAUAUUAAGUUUGAAGUACAACGAAUUAAGAUCGACGACGACUCUUUGUGCAGCUCGCACCACUUCGGCGCGGAGAACAACCAAUUCUGUCAGGAGAACAUCGACGUCUCCAACUUCCUCAACCUGCACUCGCUCGGUAACCAUGAGGACUUCUGCCUCGCCUACGUCUUCACAUACAGAGACUUCACCGGCGGCACGCUAGGACUUGCCUGGGUGGCGAGCGCCAGUGGGGCUUCUGGUGGUAUCUGCGAGAAGUACAAGACGUACACGGAGACUAAUGGCGGCAUGUACCAAAGCACCAAGCGUUCGCUCAACACCGGCAUCAUCACCUUCGUCAACUACAACAGUCGUGUGCCGCCCAAAGUCAGCCAGCUCACGCUCGCGCAUGAGAUCGGACACAACUUUGGAUCACCGCACGACUACCCAUCAGAGUGUCGUCCGGGGGGUCAGCAGGGUAAUUACAUAAUGUUCGCGUCGGCGACGUCUGGUGACCGACCCAACAACGGCCGCUUCAGCGCCUGCUCCAUCGGCAACAUCAGCGCAGUACUGGAUGCCGUGCGAGAGGAGCGCAAGCGCAACUGUCUCACUGCCAGCGAGGGCGCCUUCUGCGGCAACAAGAUCGUUGAGGCCGGCGAGGAGUGUGACUGCGGUUACGAUGAGAACGAAUGCAAGGACAGGUGUUGUUACCCGCGACAACUCAGCGCCUACGACAGGGAGCGGAACAGUACGGCCAAGGGCUGCACAAGGAAGGCGAAUACACAAUGCAGUCCAUCACAAGGACCGUGCUGCAACUCUGACACAUGUCAGUUUGUGGGCGCGGCUCGCAACCAGACCUGCCGCGAGGCCAGCGAGUGCAGCCACGCCUCGUACUGCUCCGGCCGCUCCGCAGAGUGCCCCACACCGCGCGCCAUGCCCAACCACACCAAGUGCAACAAUGAUACUCAGCUGUGCAUCAGCGGCGAGUGUCGCGGCUCUAUCUGCCUGGCGUGGAACAUGACGGAGUGCUUCCUGUCGUCGAGCCCGGCUGCUGCAGGUGACGGUGUCACGGCGGUGGUGGACAGGCGCGCGCUGUGCCAGCUGGCCUGCCAGACUGGACCCUCGCCCUCCACCUGCCGCAGCACGGCCACCUUCGCCAGCCGGGUCGGACUGCCCAAGGGAGGGAUCAGUUUGCGACCUGGUUCGCCUUGUGAUAAUUUUCAGGGUUAUUGCGACGUGUUCCUGAAGUGUCGCGCUGUGGACGCGGAAGGUCCGCUGGCGCGGCUGAAGAACCUGCUGCUGAACCGCGCCACGCUGCAGAGCCUGCAGGCCUGGGUCACGGAGAAGUGGUGGCUGGUGCUGCUGGGCGGCGUCGCGCUCGUCGUCUGCAUGGGCGCCUUCGUCAAGUGCUGCGCCGUACACACACCAUCCUCCAACCCCAAGCGACCACCAGCCAGACGGUUAUCGGAGACUCUCCGUCGUCCUAUGAACACGCUGCGUCGUAUGCGGGGGCCGGGGGAAGCGCGGCGCGAGGGCGCAGGGCGCGCCCCGCCCAGGCCCGGCCACCGCCGCGCGCGCACACACAAGGGCUACGCGCCGCCCCUCGCCUACGCGCCCAGGGACCUCGCAUCAGCGCCUCCUGGGCCGAGUGGUCGGAGACACGAUCCUUAUGCGAAUGCGUAUCCACAAUCCUACGAAAUGAGACCACCACAAAAGGUCUGACAGUACGAGCAAUGCCCAUCAGGGGUUGUAGAUGAGUGUGUGGGCGGGGCCGGGGGCGUUGUGGGCGGGGCGAGCGCGGCUGUGGGCGGGGGCGGGGGCGGGGCUCAGCUGGAGCUGGUAGCGCUGGCACCAGGUGUGCCGCUGCUGCUGGGCUACGUGUACCGAGCACCUGAUCACAAGGUGACUGUGGCUUCACAGACCACCAUCACUCUGCACUCACCAGAUACUCUGCAGGUCACAAGUCCGCAACGCUCACAAACUGAGAUUUGAGACUCGGUACAUUUGGACGGCGACGAAUAAUUGUACGUUUGUUUUUAAUAAUUUAAUAUGUUGCGUAGUUGUGUCAGUUUGUGUUAGUCUGUGCUAGUCAGUUGAAGUGCAUUUAAAAAACCUUCCUAUCAUUGCUCUUUAUCUUUACUAAUCGAAUGUUGACGGAUUAAAAAACAGUUUAUAUAAUACUUUAUAUGUAAACAGUGACCUAAUAAAACAAUAAUUACAGUCGAACCUAGAUAAACUAGAAUCUAAGGGACUGUGUAAUUUUUUUCGAUGAUAGAGGUAUCUCUCUAACCUGAAGUUCUCGAUUAUGGAAGUCCUGUGUUAGAACCUGAAUGACUCUAGCAUUUAGAGGUUUCUCCCUUAUCCUGGUUCGACUGUAGGACUGACACAGCUAGCUAUUUUAUUAUAAUAUAUAAAUAAUUAUUUUGUCCG